UUUCAUGCUUCCUCUCUGAGACUCUUGGAUGUGUUGUUCAUGAACCUGUCAGCAAUAAGCUGUCUUGAUGCAGAAGAGUGUUGCAACCUUAAUGAAGGACAACCCGGGUGUGAGUCCCGGCGGUGCAAACGGAGGGAGGAAAAUGAGCACCAAUGAUGUGCCAGAAAGGGAAGGCUGUGGGAACCCUGGCGCCGCAAACGGGGCGAGAACGAGUGCUGAUGAUCAGCAGAGAAAUGCAGUUCAUCACUUGAAUCAGCGUCUUGAAAAUUUGGAGGAAAAAUUCGCGGAGCAAGUGGCACGGCAGAAUGCGUGGAAUCUCAAGGUGGAGCAGUUGAUGUUUGUCAUGAUUAACCGAAUCGAUCACUUGGCUGAAGCUUUGGCCGAAGCGGACAGACAUGAGCAGGAUCGGGGUUAUUGCCAGGAUCACGCCGAUGUCGCAGCGGAACCCAUUUCAUCUCAGAAAAAUAACCAGGAUGUGGAGCCUCAGGCCGAUGGUCACGACAACAGUAGCAUUCAGUCCGAAGAGGACAAUCAAGAGUUAAGGAUAAGUGAAUGACAGCCGCUGGGAUCAUGACGAUCGUAGGCACACCUGAGUCUCCUGACCGCGUUCAAUGAUCGUUGCCAGCCAUCAUUUGGAAUUCGAAUUCUUUCUCCGCAGAGCAAGCAAGAUGUAUCACACUUUUGUGAAUGCGCCGGAGCCAUGGUGCGAUGCGCUCACGGUGCUCGACUUCUGCGCAUGGCAUUCCAAGGAAGUGCGUCUGCGAACGGGGGCCACACGGCCGCAUACCCUUGACCCGCAAGCUGGUUCUGAAGAAGACCAAUGUCUGCAGCUGAGAUGAAUGACAUUGCAUUGUUCGAUGAGUUUGUGUCUCGCUCAGCCUUGGAGAAUUCAUCUCAUGAUGAGGUGAGGCCUGCUGAGGCGUUCGUGGAGGAAUUCACGCAACGGUGUCGAGGCCGUCGCCAUAUUCCUCUGGCAAAGCCACGUCAGCUCGUGAUAAAAAAUGAGGAUGAAUUUUCCUCAUCUUUACCGUGAACAUUCAACAUGUCGUUGAUUGCCUAUCCCAUAACCAUGCUGAUGAUAAGGAUGAGGAGAGCGAUGAAUCCGCCGAUGAUCAUGGUAUAUUAGGCAAUCAAUGACAUGCUGAAUGUUCAUCGUAAAGACGAGGAGAAUGAUGAUGAUGAUGAUGAUGAUGAUGGUGAUGAUGAUGAUGAUGGUGGCAGUGGUGGUGCUGAUGUUAAUGGCUGCCCAAUGACUGGUCAGACUAAUGAAGCAUACCACUUAGCAGUUGAUGACUUGAUUUUGUUUUGGGAGGACCUACUUGAAGACGCGGACGAUUGGCGGGCAAUGGCAGAGGAUGUGUUUGCUACUCUAUUUCUAGGGUACUACUAGAUCUGAAACCACACGAAUGCGCUGCGAUGCGAUGCAAGAGAGGGAAUCCGAUGAGAUGCACACUAAAAGCUUUUGUUUGACGACUGCGCUAUAAGGAAUGCAAGUGGACGGUUGACCAACCUUUUUUGCAAGCUUUGUCUUUAGCAGAGUUUGCUCGCCUUUUCUGAUCGUGUUUGUCCAGUUGGGAUCGGACGGUGAGAACUUGCCUUUGUGGAUUGCGAUUGCAUGCGCGGACUCAAACUAGCAGGCGUCUUGGCUGACAUCCUCUACACCUAAAAGGCGGGACCACCACUGUCGUGGAAGCAGACGGCUGUCGUGGCGAAAGGAUGAGAUUGACACCAGCAAUGCCGAGACGGAAGUACAGGUUCUGGCAGAAGCCCUGGUUCGUGAACGAUAUGCGCCUCAAAUUGCUGCUUUGUGAGCACGCUUCGCACCCAAGAUCCGCCUUUCUUCAAGGUCGCAUGCCUCGACUUGCAGACAUGCAUGCGUAAAGUAUGGCCUUCUGCUUCACAAACGAUAUGUGUCUCAAAUUGCCGCUUUGUGAGCACGCUUCGCACCGGAGAUCCGCCUUUCUUCAAGGCCGCAUUGGUUGUAACACAUGCCUCGACUUGCAGACAGACAUGCAUUGUAGAGUAUGGACUUCUGAUGCUUUUUUUUUUGUAAACACUGACAACCUCAUGCUUUACUUCUGCCCACACUUUUUCCGAAUAUUAUCGUAUAUAUCCUCGUAGAAUUCAUCCAUCAUCAAGUGUGGCCUUCAGUUGCACACAGACUAGCAGACGUCAUACGGUUCCGGUGCUGGCAUUUUUUUUUUUUUUCCGCUUGUUAAAAGCGACAGUAUAGUGUGGGGUGACCACCUAGCGGUGGAGUAACUGCUUCUGCUGUUAUGGGUCUUCUGUUGGCUUCUUGCUGCAAAUGGAGGGGUUCGUCAGCUGUACCUGAG
Molecule: messenger RNA, 2333 nt
Organism: Chara braunii
Lineage: Eukaryota; Viridiplantae; Streptophyta; Charophyceae; Charales; Characeae
Source: the annotation of a GenBank genome assembly